GCUGCCACAGCUCAAGACUGCCAUCACUAGAACAUAGGCAGCAGCACUCAACCUGCUUUCCAUAUCACUAACCAGGAGUGAACUGCAGACAGGCAUUAUGAAGAGUGAGGCUCCUGAAAUGAACAUACGUAGCUUUCAAAACUAGUGAUCCACCUCCCCACCCCUCCCCACCCCGCGCAGGAAAAGGGUGACUCACUGAACCACUCUUUCUCUGCUCCCCGCUCCCUUCCUUAGGUGUCUGAGUGUACUGGGGCCAGAGCAAGUUGUGCUAUCUAAGUUCUUGACAGGUAAGCUUCCUCUUUCUUCAUCACCUUUCUGGGUCUGUAUCUAAAAUGCACAUGUGGGUUGCCUGUUAAAAGAAACUGGGAAAUCACCUUUGCCCUGAUGCUGCUCAGAUGAUUAUCUUAAUGAAUCUUUGGUACAGAGGGAGGGACAAGAAAUAGUGUUAAAAUGUUGCAGGUGAUCCUGCCUAGUAUACCCUCCUCUUUCAGAUGCUUUUCUCUGUCCUCCUUGGGGAGGAAGCUUAUUUUUGUUGAAUAUUUGGCCACUAGCCUGAGUUGCACAGAGCUGAAAAGUUCUUCUGCAUAACCCCCACUGAAUUGGCUACCUCCAGUUGGUUCCUCCAUCAUUUAUGGUAAGUUGUUGUGUGGAGCCUUCUGUGGGAGCCGUGCAGGAAAACAUCCCUGAGCCCUUUGGAGCUAUUACAACCCACAGAUAGGUGCUGUUGAGGGCCUCCAUAAAGACUUUGGGACUCGCUGAGGAUGGAAGGAAAAGGUGGGAGAGAAUGAUGCUACUUUGUCCAAGAUUCUUCCGGUGGGGUAUUAAAAGCCUCGAGGGGAGUGCUCCGUCAGAUGUGCCUGCAUUCCUCCUUCUGCAGCGUACAGCUGAGAAGAAGCAGGGUAGAAGUGGGAUUGUUCACGCCUGUUCCUUUAAAAGGCUGCAGCGUGGGAAAAACCAUUGGCUGAUCAUCUCCAGAGUCUGGUGAAGUGCCGCUAUGAGCAACAUUGGGAAGCAGGCAGGACCAGGGUCCACUGUUCCGACCGAGCUGCCCAAACGAAAGAGGGGACGGCCGAGGAAGCAGCCGCAGGUAAGUGUUCAGCCUCGGCGCUUUGCCUUCUCACCAUGUUAAGAUUUAUAAGAAGGAAGCUGAUGACAGUUUUUUAGACACAAAGAAAGUGGUAUUAUUAGAAUGACUAAACUCAAAACAGUUCGGCAUGUCCAGAAAGCUCUAAUGUUUGGGUUCAAGGGCUCUUUUUUCUACUAGGCAAGACUUUCUACUAGGCAAGAAAUUAACCUGUCUACUGUUAAGUGUUGAUUGUUCAACCUUCGCUAAACUGGGAAAGGCAUUUCUAGCAGCAUAUCUUACAGCUUCAAACAGGAGCAUGAUUCAUUUCUUCACUAUUAGCUGCUAAUACUGAGUAUGGUUGAGACAGCUGGGGCCACCUUCAUAGGUAUGUGAAGGGGCACACCUUAUGUAGCCAGGGAGGUCUCCUUACCUUGAGAGAUUGGCUGAAGAUUAGAAAGGGAAGGGCAAAAGGUCUGGACAUGUCUCCAACCCCCAUUCCUUCUUGAAACCAGGAAAUGGACUUUGUGCUGACUGGGGUUGGUGCAAGUUGUAGUUGAAAGCAUCUAGAGGGCACCAGGUUGGGGAAGUCUGGGUGGCAUCUUCACCUGGCUUGCAGUCAGAUUGAAAUGCACAUAAAUGCAUCUCAGUUGGCAGGGCAAUUGCUUUGUGAGCAAACUUGUACAGUUUAACAUAUGAAUAGCAGCUGUAUUGCCACCAACAUUUGGUGCUGUUUAUCACUGGCCUGAGCAGUCAGAGCAACUCCCAGUCAGGAACUCCAGGUCUGCAAGACCCUGCCAAUGCCACCAGCAAGAGUGGGACUAUAUCCCAGCUCUCUGGUAUCCCUGGGUUUCUUCAGACUUACCAGUGCUGGUGCACUUUGAGGAGGGAGGAGACUGUGAGGGUUAACACUGUGAGACAAAAUUAGGGAUUGACUUCUGAAUAAUACUGUACUGCCAAAAUGACUCUAAACAUUUUGAUGUGCAACAUGGAAUGACUCAAUUCUAGGUGGAGGGUGACAUAUGUUUGUUUAUCUGCUGACCUGUAUGCCCUGGGAAAUCUCUUUUCUCACCAUACACCUGUUUUUAAAGGGAACUGAAAUUUACCUGUGAUGCUCAGUAACAUUUGCACUGCUCUAGCCCCAUAUGGGAAAGAAAAUGAAGUUGUUCUCACAACAUCCUCCUCAGAAUUCUCUUUUGCAAAUAUUGAUGUCAAAUACUCUCUUGAAGUUUCCUGGUCACUCAAAUGUUCUCUCGAUAUUUGUGAGCUGAUACACUGCAGCAUUUGGAUAGUAGUCUUUGAAUAUCUGACAGCAUUGCUGCAAUGCUACACUUAGUAUAUAGUAGUGGUUUUCAUUUUUUUUUUCAGGGAACACUUUCUAUACCUGCCAAGGAACUGCUCCAUGUUGCAAAGGAUUCUGGAGCAUGCUCUAGAGUUCAUACUCCAAAUGGAGCAGAAUUCAUCUAACUCUCAUGCACUGUUAGAACAUCCUAGAAUAUACACCAGGGGUCAGCAACCUAAGGCCCAUGGGCCAGAAGCGGCCCGCGGAGGUCGUUUGACCAGCCCAUGAGCCACCCCUGAACUGAGCCGCCUGCUCGUGCGCUGCACUAAGCCACCACAGCGUGGUGCAGGGGCUCGCUUCUGGGGCGUCAAAAAAAGGCGUACGUAGAUGCCAAAAAUCGCAGGCGUGCACGUGAUCCGGCCCACGGAGGGAUCUCCGCAGGACCAAUCCGGCCCAGGCAAGAUAAACCUUGCUGACCCCGAUAUACACAGUGUCCCCCUAUUGCUGUAACAGCACAGUAGAAUAUCAAUACAGGGCCGGAUUUAGGUUUGAUGAGGCCCUAAGCUAUGUCCAGCUGUCCUUUGUCAACAACAAAUUGUCACUGUUUUUUGUGUUGAAUAUAUGCUAUAUGGCAAUUUAUGGACCUAAUAAGUAUCUAAAGCCAUUUGCUGUAUGUAGGUUUUAUUUUAUUUGUUUUUUAUCUUAUAUUUUGGAAAUAUACAUCCAGGUGUUGUUUUUUACUUUAAUUGGGGGGGGGGGCAAGAGAGUGGGGCCCUAAGGUAUAGCUUGUUUAGCUUAUACGUAAAUCCGGCACUGGUGAUGGGCGAGGUGUUGUUUUUCUCAUUGGGAAAUCUUUAUCUAGAACAUUUAUACCAUGCUUUAUAUCCAUGAAACUUAAGGCAGCAUACAGGAGUUUCCCUUGAAAUCUCCCAUUCAGGCACUAACCAGAUCCAAAGAUGCUUAGCAUCAGUAUCAUGGCUACAUCAUUUGCCCUCAGUCCACACCGGCAAAUUCUUAAUAGGCUUCCAAAGCACCUCACCAUUGAAAGAACUUGGCUUGCAAGUCACUGCUUUGGUUGACAGUAUUUGAUGGUUGGCAAAGAAUGAGCCAUGUUUUAUAGUUGCUGUGCAUGUCUCUUUUUAUCUCAUAGAAUUGUAUGGAUAACAUGAAAUGGUAAUGAAUAGCUGACAGUUGGUUGCUUAUGAGAUUUUGGAUUGCCAAAACUGAAACACUCCAGAGUUCUUAAUCAUUUGGGUUUUGCAUGAUGAGUUACAAAUGUCACAUAUUCAAAGGCAUAUGCAAAAUAUUUUACUUUGAAAUAUCUUUAUUCAAAAUUAUACAUGAUUUAAGUGGAACAAUUGCCAAAUUUCUAAUCUUUGUAAAUAUUUGUUUCACCUUUACUCCAUGUUCAUUUACUGCUAUUCUUUCUCCCUCUCCUUUAAUGAUGUUUGUACUAGUUUUAUUUAUCCACUACUUCCUUUUUUAAAAAAAAUAAUAAUGUUAAGGUCUCUCUUCUCAUUGGAGGUCAUUCAUCAUUCUCCCACAGAAUGAAAACACUUGCAUAACUGCAUACCUAUUUUAUUUUAUUUUAUUUUAGCUUAUAUGAUAAAAAUUCUUAACAUUUUGUCUUGGAUUGGACUUCCGGGGUGGCGCCACCGGCAAUGGCGGACUCCCUCUGAACUGGAGGGACUAGCUCCGAGGAAAACGGGUGUUCUCCGCUACGGCGAAGCGGGGACCCUCUCAAAAUCACAGGCGGAUGAAGCCUGUGACCGUGGGACUCGGCGGGCACCUUUAGUGCCCCCCCAACCCACUAAGGAACCCACUAACGGGCUCCGAAGUGAAGAGGGGGAAGUGGCGCGGUGCUGUGAGUCAAUUGCUAUUUCCGUGGAGUGAAGCCGCAUAGCCGUUGCCGGAGAGCGCUGCCUUUUUCCUGGGAUAAUUUGGACUCUAAAAUAAGCACCCGUGAGUACUUAGACUUUGAACAAUUGGAUAUCAAAUAAAGACUUGCGAGUAGGAAGGAACCGGACUUUAAAAAUUUACUUGAAUUUGGUACGGAACAGGAAGGUCUAAACAGGAAGUCAGCCUUCCGUUCUUUUGUAAACAGAAUAAAGCAAAGGCAAUUUAAACUAGAGCUCAGAAAAUCGUCUUUAAAAGAUUGGAUUUCACCAUUUAAAAUUGUGAAACCCCCCUUCGACAGUAGGAGAAGGGGGGGGAUCUUUUUGGACUGUUUGAAGUGACUUUAAAGUGAAGUAACUUUCCUCCGUCCUGAUCCUGGAGCGGGGUGUCAGGACUGACGUGUGAAGUUCAUUGACCAAAGACAAGUGUUUUUGACAGAUAGCUAAAAGAAGAGAAACCUAGUGAUUCCACUGUUCCCUUUCACAUUUUUAAGGAAUAUAUAUGGACAAAGUAUCUCAAAAAAGGAAACUUUGUUGCAAGAAUAAAGAGAAGUCUUCCCCCUAGGGGGAGUCUGUGAAACUGUAACUGUGAAACUGUAACUAACUCCAGGGAACCGACAGCUGUUAUAGAUUACAACCGUGGGAACAAGUAUUUGACCUUGCAGGACAAUGUAUUCAGAAGCCUUGUUGUGUGCUCUCUAUAAAACAAAUGCUCUACUGGAACAAUUACACGAGAAGGUGAACUGGAUGGUGACUUCAACUAGAAAUUUUGAACAGGCAGUGGGAUACUUUGAACAGACAGUGGGAAAAUAUGUGGAGCCCACUCAGGAUUUAAAUCAGGAGUGUGUCUUGACAGAACAGGAGUUUUUGACAUUAAAUCAGGAGUGUGUUUUGACAGAACAGACCCAACAGGAAUAUGAUUUUUCGGAUUUGACAAAUGAACUUGGAAAAAGCCAGAUCUGGAAAGGAAAAGUUUGGUUUGGUUUGGAAAUGGGGGGCUGGAUUGACCCCCCUAUGUUGGGAUGUUUGGACUUUUCAAAUAUGGCAAUGGGCUCCGAGAUGUUUGGGACUGUGGGGGCUCUCAAUUUUGGAGGGCCCUUGAAACAUGUUUUUAAAUACUACAUGGAAUUCAGUGUUGAACAUGGAAAAGGGGCUGAUCUGUCGAGAAGGGUUAAAAACAUUGUCAAGCUGGAGUUACCAUGAGCAGGAGACAAGGGAAAUUACAGUUACAAAUAUGAAGAAGAGCCGCGGAAGGGCCAUGGAAAAGACUUGAGGGCCUCGGACAUAAGGUUGCCAGGUUAAUGGGCUAGAUUGACGGGAAUAAGGACUGACGAAACCCGGAACCAGGAGGAAGGGACACUGCAUAAAGACUGGACUUGUUCAUACCUCCCCCCCCCCUACUAUUAGAACUGUUUUAUAAAAUUGAUGAAUGAUAGAAAAAUGUUGGAAUGAAAUUACUUGGCUUUAGCAAAGAUGCUUAAAGAAUUAUGAAAGAAUAUUAUGAUUAUAAGAAGCUGGUAAGGAUAAGAUUCAAGCUUUAAGUUUUAAGGUUUAUUUUAUUAUAGAAAGAUAAGAUCAAAAUAGUUUAGGGUAAUGCAAUGAUAGAAUAUUAUGAAACAUGGAAAGGAUUUGCUGGGAUAAUUAAUAACUAGGAUACAAAGAAAGGGAGGAGGAGGAGGUGUAAGAAAGAAGGCAAUGACAGUUAAGGAUCUGAAAAUAAUGAAUUUGUUUUUAAAUGUUUUUAAAGGUUUAUGAUUUUUGUAUUUUUCUUUUUUCUGUCAUUUUUUUUCUUAUUUUGAAUUUUUUCUUAUAUGGUGGGAAGGGGUUUUUUUUUCUUUUUUUCUACUUUGUCAAUUAUUCUUACUUUUUGUACUUUCUUCUGCUUCUACUUUGUUUGUUUUUCCUUUUUGUAACAUUUUGAAAAUUUCAAUAAAUAUCUUAUAUAAAAAAAAACAUUUUGUCUUGGAUUAAGGCAUGGCCCAAUUUGAAUUCUGACAAAUGCAAUGCAAGGGCUGCAUGCAAGUCAUACUUGAGCAUAGAAGCCAAUUCCUAGGGGCCAAUGUCCCUUCAGGGGGCCCAAUAAAAUAUUUGAUCAAUUGUGUGGGGCAGAGCUUACCUACCCCCCCAUAUUUUACUCAAGUUGGCACCCUUGUACUUGGGGUAGACCUAUUGCAAUCAAUUAACUCGGCUAACUUAAAUGAUUUCUACCCUGAGUGUGACUUAGGCUGCAACCAUAACCCCACUUAACUGGGGAGUAAGCCCCACUGAAGUCAGUGAGACUUACUGUAGGUUAGGACUGUCCCUCCUUUUGCAGCUACCCAUCUAAGAAAUUGCAGUGGAUAUGAGCUGCUCCUUACUGUUUGUCCUGAUAAAGAGCUUGUUGCUCAAAAGCACCUGGGUUAAUAAAAUUCCUGUUCGAUUUCUGGUUGCUUUUGUUUUGUGCUGGUGCUGCUGCCCUUUUAAUGUGUGUGAAAUACACGAUCUUUGCUCUGUACUGUACAAGUAAAUGCCCCUUCCCUAUCCAAACAGGAGCCUGUUGGGCCAUUGCCACCAAAGAAACCUCGUGGAAGGCCAAAAGGAAGCAAAAAGCUGAGUGCUGGGAGUGGACAGAUGGUAAGAACCAGUGACAGAAAGAGCUUUCAUGCUGAUUGGCACUCAACCCAUAUCCCCCGAGAAGGAGAGAAGGAAAGUGUCCAUCCUUAUUAUUAUUAUUUUCAAAAUUUUAUUGACAUUAUUAGCACCUCAUUAUUAGCUGGGCAUUGCAUCAUACCAUAUAAAAAGCUGAUAAGCAAUAAAUUGUAAGAAAAGGAAAUAGUAAUACACCAAUAUAAAUCAAGAAAUCGAUACUUCCCAAGCGGACGUGGAUGGCGAAUAUCAAGCAUAAGAAAUAAAAUCCCACCAGAUGGCAUAGAAAUGUUCUGGAUCCUCCAACCUCCUGGAAACUCACAAUUUGUGUGUGAUUUCCCCCUUCAGAUAGCCAAAUUCUAUAGGUUCUUAUACCACACAGCCAAAUGCAGAUUUUUCAAGGUUUUCCGUUGCUAAGCUAUUGAAAUUCCAGCUGCAGCUAACAUCCAAGUCAGAAGCUCUUUUGAGCAACAAGCUCUCAUGUUGUCCAUCUACAUAUUCAAUAAUAACAGUUACUAGGAAGCCUGAACAGGUGAUUUAAUUAUUUUAGUUAUUUCUUGGUAUGCUUGGGACCAGAAUAAUGAAACCCAAGGGCAUUCCUGCCAAAGAUUGAAGAAUAACCUCACCAGCAAUGCUGCAUUAAUUGUGAUGUAAUAUGUGCCCAUCUUUAAGCAUUUGGCAUCCUCUCGUUCCUAUAGCUUUAGAAAUGAUUAAAUUCACAUGCAAAUUCCAUGCAACCUAGAAGCCUCCUUUAAUUAUCUACCACCUCUGCAUAAAUAUAUUUCACCAGCUCCAAACUCACCAUCGUCUCCCUUGGGCAGCUGCUGUUGUCCAGUUGUUUUUCAUAAUUCUCCACUACUGUAAUAUAAAUCACUGCCAGGUUCUUAUGAGCUGCCCCCUAGUGGAUUAAAUUGCAUUAAAGAGCUCAGUUGCCAUUGUGUAGCAAAUCCACUUUUUAAAAGAGGUGGUGGGUUUGCAGUUAGAAAAGUGACAGGGAAAUGCACAGAAAAGUGUGGGAUAGAUGAAUGAUGAAGGGGAAGCCACAUAAUCACUGUGCAAGCAAACCAAGAUGAAUUCAGAAUGAAUGCUCAGCAAAGACCCGACAUAGGCUAGCCUCUGCUAGGGGAGACAUGUCUCAUUUUGGUGCUUGAGGCAAAAUGCACUGCACCACCUGCAUCGACCUAAGCAUCUUCAGCAUCUUCCUCUCUGUUGCCAAUAGCUUCCUUAGAGAAGGACCCAUAGCUCGUGGGCAGAGCAUCUGCUUAGAGGGUUAUAGAUUCAAUUUCCAGGGAAGGCUGAAACAGGUGUGUACCUAGGAGCUAACCAGGUUGGCCCCACCAAGGGCGCAAGCACAGAGGAACACAAAAACCAUACCUCUCCACUCUGGCUUGGAGUGACUAGGAGCUGGAAUGCCUGCCUGUGCGCUCCCUGAGCUGCUCCUCUGCUGCUUCGGGCAGUCAACAUUGCUUGCCAAGGCCACAAAGGGCAGCGGGCGGUGAUACAGCUCCUUGCCAAGGAUGUAAGGGAGCCUAGGGAGCCUCUGAUUGGAAAAUCUUGAGAGCUGUUGCCAGUCAGCGUAGACAAUAAUACUGAACUAGAUAGACCAUUGGCCUGACACUAUAUAUGGCAGCUUCCUCAAUUUGUUUGUUCUGUCAGUGGUUUCCCAGUCAUCUUCUUAAUGCUCAUGCUGUCACGUAUCACUGUUUAUCUUUCACUGUGGCCUCUUUCCAAAGAAAUUUCUCUCUCACACACACACAGAGAGAGAGAGGGGGAGGGAGGGAGAGAGGGAGUCGUUUAGGCACUGCACUUUGAGGGGAAAAUGUAGAGUUUCUCAUUCCUUUGUUUCAGUGACCACCUGUUGACUAAACAGAAGGUUCUUUUUGUUUCUCCAUUAUUGCAGGUACACACCUCAGUUGAAAAAAGGCCCAGGGGUCGACCACGCAAAUGGGUAAGUUAAAUGGAAUCAAAAAUGCCUUUUUUAAAAAAAAAAAGUUCCUAAAGACUGAUCACAUAAGCCUGGGAUCCAGUUACGGUACAUCUGGGGAGUGACCAAACUCUGGGGAGAGGACGAACUUGCACAUCCAUUCACACAGCAUAUUUGGGACAUUUGAAAUUGCUCCUCAUCAAUAAUGCCAUGAAAUGUGCAAGAUCAGCUUGCAUGCAAGAGAUUGAGAACAAACUUUAGUAUCAACCAGCGAAAAGAAUGAGCCUGAAAUCUUGAGGCAAGCCACUGUGCUACUGAUGGAUGGACCAGCAGCCAGUCUAUUCCAAUAGCCUAAUGGAAAAUGUUGUCCUCCAGAUGUUCAUAGAAUCAUAGAAUUGUAGAGUUGGAAGGGACCCCAGGGGUCAUCUAGUCCAAUCCCCUGCAAGGCAAGAAUCUCAACUAAAGCAUCCAUGACAGAUGGCCAUCCAACCUCUGCUUAAAAACCUCCAAGGAAGGAGAGUCCAGUAUAUCUGGAAAGGCACAGGUUCUCCAGUGUUGAUCUACAUGUGGUUUAAAUUCCAUUUUUUACCAUCACCCCUUAGCAACCAAGAGGACAGCUGCAGUCCGAAACACACUUAUUUGGGAGUAGGCUCCACUGAACAUAGUAGGACUUGCUUCCAAGUAAAUAUGAACAGGCUUGCCCUAAGAUUCUUCAUCAGUUAGUGCCCUAAUUGCGUUAGUCCUUUUACUUCAGGCUUUGUGACAAUUGAUCUAUGGAGAUAGAAGAUGUUUCUCAACAACAGAAUCUAAUAAUCUGUUUUAAAUUGUAUCACCUCCCCCCCCCCCCACAUUUCUAGUAUUUCAGUAAAUUGGUUAGCUCCUAUCACCUGUGCAUAGAGAUCUCUUAUUCCGGGAUGGUCAAGGCAACUUGCAGUUUUAAAAAUCGUAAACAAUACCCCAUACUAAAAAUACAAACAGGAGGAGGCUGUACGCUAAGUAUUCAGAACCGUCACAGUGACUAGCAGUAAGACACCUGCUGACAUAGGCUGGCCUGUGGUUAAACUGCCAGCAACACAGAGAGGGGGAAAGGCUCCGUCAUGACUCACACAACAUAGCUUUGCAACUGUAUAUCUGAUACACUGCUGGAGACAAUGUGGAAUCUAAAGCAGAAGGAGAGGUUUGUUACCGUAAUACCUAAGCCUAGGUCAUGUCCACACUGUGCAUUUAAAGCACAGCAUAGGAGGGGUUGGCAGGACAGGUAAGCAAAGGGGUGCACAACAGGAGUGCCAACCUGACCCCGUAACUGUGGGUGCCCAGGGCCAUGGGUGCCAUGCAGCAUGCAUGACCCUGGCACCAAAAUUUGUGGGUGCCCAGCCCAUUCAUGGGGAAUUUUGUGGGUGCUCAGGGCCUCAGUGGUGCUGUGGGUUAAACCACAGAGCCUAGGACUUGCCAAUCAGAAGGUCGGCGGUUCGAAUCCCCACGAUGGGGUGAGCUCCCGUUGCUCGGUCCCUGCUCCUGCCAACCUAGCAGUUUGAAAGCAGGUCAAAGUGCAAGUAGAUAAAUAGGUACAGCUCUGGUGGGAAGGUAAACGGCAUUUCCGUGCGCUGCUCUGGUUCACCAGAAGCAGCUUAGUCAUGCUGGCCACAUGACCCGGAAGCUGUACGCCGGCUCCCUCGGUCAAUAAAGCGAGAUUAGUGCCGCAACCCCAGAGUCGGCCAUGACUGGACCGAAUGGUCAGGAGUCCCUUUACCCUUUACCUAGGGCCUCAGGGAGUUGGCACCUAUGGUGUGGAAAGUGGUGUUUUGGCGAAGGGGGUAGGUGGGUUUGGUGAGCAAAGAGCUUAGUGGGGAGGAAUGAGGGUUUGGCAAUGUGUAGAGAUGGUUGGCAAGCAAAGCAAGCAGGGUCACAGCCCCUAUCAGUGUCACAGGGCCAUCAGAGAGCCCCUAGUGGAUCAGACCAAAGGCCCACCUUGUCCAGCCUCUUGGGGCUGCUAUGGGAAGCCAGAAGCAGAACCUGGGUGCAACAGCCCUCUCUCCGUGUGUCAUUCUCAGCAACUGUUACUAAGCGGCAUAAUGGGGGCAGAAAGAGCCAUCAUGGCUAAUAACUGUCAAUAGCCUUAUCAUUCAUGUCGGACGCUUACAUUUCUCUUGCAGCUUGUUGUCCAGGAGGAAGAAUUUCAGAAAGCUACCAUUCAAGGGAGGAGCAACCCAAGUUCUAAUACAUCGUGCCCUGCCGCAGAAGGUUUGUGGCAUUCAAGUGGGGCUUCUGCAGAUAACAUGAGAAUCAGCCCUCGCAUAAACGGGGGUGGAGGCACCAUAGUGCAUUGCAGGAAGCCGCUCAUCAAUUUUUGUUGUUGUUGUUAAGGCUUGAAGUUAAAAGGGAGAGACAGAAGAGGUGUCACCCUGCUGCCUGUUAGGUUUGUUUAAUCAUGUGGCGUAUGAAAUAAGCUGGUGACUGACAAGCACUGCCUUGAUUUCUAAGAAAGUUGAUGUAGAUGCCACCUGAUAAAUGCCAGGGUGUUUAACCUCACUUGUUUGAGUCCAUUUCCUCUCCGACUUCUGCUGUCGUAUCAUUUCCCGCCUCUAAGGCGCACGGUGAUGUCAGCUACAGCCACAGACUCCUUUGUGAUGGCCUCACUUCCUGCCCAGUUCUGCAUCAGGUUUGCAUGGUAGGCAGCUCCUUCGUGCCACUUCAAACCACGGCUGCAGCGGGUUGCGCUUUCCUCUUCUGCUUAGGAUAGCCGCAUUCUUGUGGCACCUCCUGUCCUGUGCCAUUUGAUAAAGCAUAGAUGCAAAAGGGUGAAGCAACAGAGUGAGUAUUGGGAAAAGAUGACCCGUGCCAGACAGGCCCAUUUACUGAGCAUUUGCCCUGAUGGUUUUGCACAGGGUUUAUACAGUGUCACCAUCAAGUGGCAGCUGCCAGUGCUUUUCCUAUUAGUACUUUUCUUACCACAGACCAAUACUGUGGGCGGGAUGGGGAUAGAAGGUUGAAAACAGGUUUAUUGUGCAAGAGCACCUCAGUGCUGUUGCUUGCUCGCAAUGCACCUGCUUUCUUGGGGGGUUAGAAUCAUAGAAUCAUAGAGUUGGAAGAGACCACAAGGGCCAUCGAGUCCAACCCCCUGCCAAGCAGGAAACACCAUCAGAGCACUCCUGACAUAUGGUUGUCAAGCCUCUGCUUAAAGACCUCCAAAGAAGGAGACUCCACCACACUCCUUGGCAGCAAAUUCCACUGUCAAACAGCUCUUACUGUCAGGAAGUUCUUCCUAAUGUUUAGGUGGAAUCUUCUUUCUUGUAGUUUGGAUCCAUUGCUCCGUGUCCGCUUCUCUGGAGCAGCAGAAAACAACCUUUCUCCCUCCUCUAUGUGACAUCCUUUUAUAUAUUUGAACAUGGCUAUCAUAUCACCCCUUAACCUCCUCUUCUCCAGGCUAAACAUGCCCAGCUCCCUUAGCCAUUCCUCAUAAGGCAUCGUUUCCAGGCCUUUGACCAUUUUGGUUGCCCUCCUCUGGACACGUUCCAGUUUGUCAGUGUCCUUCUUGAAUUGUGGUGCCCAGAACUGGACACAGUACUCCAGGUGAGGUCUGACCAGAGCAGAAUACAGUGGCACUAUUACUUCCCUUGAUCUAGAUGCUAUACUCCUAUUGAUGCAGCCCAGAAUUGCAUUGGCUUUUUUAGCUGCCGCGUCACACUGUUGGCUCAUGUGAAGUUUGUGGUCAACCAAGACUCCUAGAUCCUUUUCACAUGUACUGCUCUCUUUUUUCUUUUCUUUUUUUUUAAUAAUUUUUUAUUAAGGUUUUAAACAAAGAAAAAAGAAAAACAACACACACAAAAAACAAUACAAAACUUAACAAUAAAAACGAAACAUAACAAUUAAAAACAAACUCUCUUUUCCAUUUCCAAUUUUAGAUUACUUAUUUUCUGGACUUCCUCAUACCUCCUUUUUUUGUAUUCCAAUCCACAUUAUUUGUCCAGCAGUUUCUUUUCCUCUUUUUAAUCCCAAUCUUUAAUUUAAUAAAAUGUUAAAAUAUAUAACUUCAACUUUUUAAACCUAAUCCUUGCUCUUAAUGUCAUAUAGCUUUAAAUUUUUCCCUUUUAUUAUCAAAUUUCCAUUUCUUUAAACAUCUUUAAUCUUAAUCUUUAAUCUUAAUCUAUCCUUAACUUUAACCUGUACAGCUGGAAAACUUAUUUUCAAUCCAACAUCACUCUAACAUUCCUUGAUUUUGCAGUGUUUCUGAAGAUAGUCUUUGAAUUUCUUCCAAUCUUCCUCCAUCGACUCUUCUCCCUGGUCACGGAUUCUGCCAGUCAUUUCCGCCAAUUCCAUAUAGUCCAUAAGUUUCAUCUGCCAUUCCUCCAGCGUGGGAAGUUCUUGUGUCUUCCAAUACUUUGCGAUGAGUAUUCUUGCUGCUGUUGUUGCAUACAUAAAGAAAGUUCUAUCCUUUUUAACACCAUUUGGCCCACUAUGCCCAGGAGAAAGGCCUCUGGUUUCUUGGGGAAGGUAUACUUAAAUACCUUUUUAAUUCAUUAUAUAUCAUUUCCCAGAAAGCCUUAAUCUUUGGGCACGUCCACCAAAGGUGAAAAAAUGUACCUUCAGUUUCUUUACAUUUCCAACAUUUGUUAUCGGGCAAGUGAUAGAUUUUCGCAAGCUUGACUGGGGUUAUGUACCACCUGUAUAUCAUUUUCAUAAUAUUCUCUCUUAAGGCAUUACAUGCCGUAAAUUUCAUACCUGUGGUCCAUAACUGUUCCCAGUCAGCAAACAUAAUGUUAUGUCCAACGUCCUGUGCCCAUUUAAUCAUAGCCGAUUUUACCGUUUCAUCCUGAGUAUUCCAUUUCAGCAGCAAGUUAUACAUUCUUGACAAAUUCUUAGUUUUGGGUUCUAACAAUUCUGUUUCUAAUUUGGAUCUUUCCACCUGGAAGCCAAUUUUCCUGUCCAAUUUAAAUGCCUCCAUUAUCUGAUAAUAAUGAAGCCAGUCUCGCACUUUGUUUAUAGUUUUUCAAAACUCUGCAAUUUCAGUCUAUCUCCGUCUUGUUCCAAAAUUUCCCAAUAUUUCGGCCAUUUGACCUCCAUAUUGACCUUUUUCAAGGCUUUCGCUUCCAUUGGUGACAGCCACCUUGGGGUUUUAUUUUCUAACAAAUCCUUAUAUCUUAACCAAACAUUAAAUAGCGCUUUCCUGACAAUGUGGUUUUUAAAUGCUUUAUGUGCUUUGACCUUAUCAUACCAUAAAUAUGCAUGCCAUCCAAAUACAUUAUUGAAACCUUCCAAGUCCAAAAUGUCAGUGUUUUCAAGAAGUAGCCAUUCUUUCAACCAGCAAAAGGCUGCUGAUUCAUAGUAAAGUUUGAGGUCUGGCAGGGCAAAUCCACCUCUUUCCUUUGCAUCUGUUAGUAUUUUAAAUUUUAUUCUAGGCUUCUUGCCCUGCCAGACAAAUUUAGAGAUAUCUUUCUGCCACCUCUUGAAACAAUCCAUUUUGUCCACGAUCUGCAAAGUUUGAAACAAGAACAACAUUCUAGGCAAUACAUUCAUUUUUAUCGCAGCAAUACGGCCUAGCAGUGAAAGCUUCAAAUUUGACCAAAUUUCUAAAUCUUUUUCACUUCUGACCAACAUUUUUCAUAAUUAUCUUUAAAUAAAUUCCCAUUUUUGCUGUCAUGUUAAUCCCCAGGUAUUUAACUUUCUUAACCACUGUUAAACCUGUCUCAUUCUGAAACCUCUCUUUUUCAAACGGUGUUAAAUUUUUCUCUAGAACCUUGGUUUUUGACUUGUUCAAUUUAAAUCCUGCCACUUGACCAAAUUCUUGAAUCAGUUCUAAACCCUUUUUGUACUAGAUUCUGGCUCCUGUAACGUCAAUACUAAGUCAUCUGCAAAUGCUCUCAAUUUAUAAUGUUUAAUUCCGACCUGUAUACCCUUAACCAUCUGGUCCCUUCUAAUCAUAUUCAGCAGAACCUCCAGGACCGAAAUAAAAAGAAGUGGGGAAAUUGGGCAACCUUGUCGUGUCCCUUUUUCAAUUUUAAGUUCUUCCGUCACAACAUUAUUUACAAUUAGUUUAGCCUUUUGUUCUGAAUAAAUUGCACUUACACCAUUCUCAAAACCUUGGCCUACCCCCAUACCCUGAAGAUUCUUCUUCAUGAAAUUCCAAGAAAUAUUGUCAAAGGCUUUCUCCGCAUCUACAAAUAUCAACACUGCUUUAGUGUUUAUAUUCACUUCUAAUUUUUCCAAAAUAUCAAUUAUAUUCCUCAAAUUAUCAGACAAAUGUCUUCCUGGGAGAAAGCCCGCUUGGUCUUUAUGAAUCUCUUCCAACAGCACUUUUUUAAAUCUCUUUGCCAAAAUAUCUGCAAAAAUUUUGUAAUCCACAUUAAGUAAUGAUAUAGGGCAGUAGUUCUUAAGUUGUGUCUUUUCAGUCUCUGUUUUUGGUACAAGUGUAAUAUAUACUUCUUUCCACGACUCUGGUGCCCUCUUCCCCUCCAUAAUUUCAUUACAGACCUCUUUCAAUGGUUGAAUUAACCAUUCUUUUAAAGAUCUGUAGUAUCUAGAGGUCAAGCCGUCUGGUCCUGGAGAUUUACCCAGUUGCAUAUUUUGAAUGGCACCUUCUAUUUCCUGUUCAGUUAUUCUGUCAUUCAAAAUUAGUCUCUUUUCUUGAGAUAUUUUUGUAGUCCAUUUGUUUUCAAAAAUUGGUCUAAAUCUGUUUCUUUCACUGGCCCUUGAGUAUAUAGUCUUUUAAAAUACUUCUGGAAACAACUUCUAAUCUCUGCAGGGUUCUGUAUAUUCCUUCCUUCCACUUCUAAAUUCGUAAUCGUAUUUAAUUUUUGUCUCUUUUUCAUUUGCCAUGCCAACAAUUUACCACAUUUAUUAGCCGAUUCAAAAGUCUUUUGUCUCAUUUGUUUAAUCUUCCAUUCUAUUUCCUGAUUCAUUAUUUUCAUAUAUUGUACUUGAUAUAACUUUAACUCUCUCAGAAUCUCUUGAGAUUUGGGAUUUACUCGCAGUCUUUUUUCACAUUCAUUCAUUUUGUUCAUAAUUUUAUCCUUCUUUUCAUUUUGAGUUUUUUUCUUUAUCGCAUUCUGUUGUAUUAAGAACCCUCUCAUAACAGCUUUACUUGCGUCCCAGAUUACUCUUUUCUCCACGUUGGAACUAAGAUUUAUCUCGAAGUAAUCUCUUAGAGUUUUUUGGGCCUUCUUAAGAAAUUCUUCAUCUCUAAAUAAGGUGUCAUUCAUCUUCCAUCUGAAGGAGCCAGUUGGUGUUAGUCUCAUUUCCAUCUUAACUGCAUUAUGGUCGGAGCAAAUUUUCAGGCAGAUUUCCACCUUUCUUGUCUUUGGUGCCAUUCCUCUAGUUAUCCAAAUUUGGUCAAUUCUUGUCCAAGUCAUUUUGGCUUCAGAAAAGAAAGUUCCCUCUUUUGCCAAGGGGUUUCUAAUUCUCCAAAUAUCCACUAAGUCCAAGUUGUCUGUCAUGUCAAAAGGUUUUCGGUAGUCUACCAUCUUUGGUGACUACCUGUCUUUGUGCCUUGUCCAUAUAAGUAGAUACCACUCCAUUCAUAUCUCCCAUCAAAAUCAUGUUAUAAUCCAUAUGGUCCAUCAAGGUCUCAUGCAACUUCUUAAAAAAAUCAGAUUUCCCAUCAUUUGGUGCGUAAACUCCUACAAUCAAAAAUUUUUCUCCUUGUGUUUGAAUUUCAAUUGCCACAAAUCUUCCUUGGUCAUCCUUAAAAACAAAUUUUGGUGAUAAAUUGUCUUUUGCGUAAAUCACAACCCCUCUCUUUUUAACUUUAUCUGACGAAAUAAAUUCCUGACCAAGUCUUUUAUUUAUCAACAAUUUCCUGUGUAAUCUUGUUAUGUGUGUUUCUUGUAAACAAAUUAGGUCCAAUUGUUCCUUUUUAAUAUAUGAAAUACUGACUUCCUCUUCUGAGGGAAUUCAAACCCCGACAGUUCCAUGUUAAAAGUUGCAGGGCCAUGAUGUUAUUGUUUUAGUUCUCCUCCUACUGCACCUAGUGCCUGUUCCUCAUCCGUCGGUGGUAUCCCUUCUUUCGAAAGGUCUUUUGGUUCCGGAGAUAGUUCUUUUUGUAGGUCUUCUCCGUGGUCUCUACAAAAUUUGUCUUUGCACAUGUACUGCUCUCAAGCCAGGUGUCACCCAUCUUGUAUUUGUGCCUCUCAUUUUUUUUGCCCAAGUGCAAUACUUUACAUUUCUCCCUGUUAAAAUUCAUCUUGUUUGUUUUGGCCCAGUUCUCUAAUCUGUCAAGGUCAUUUUGAAGUGUGAUCCUGUCCUCUGGGGUGUUAGCCACCCCUCCCAGUUUGGUGUCAUCUGCAAAUUUGAUCAGGAUGCCCUUGAGUCCAUCAUCCAAGUCGUUGAUAAAGAUGUUGAAUAAGACCGGGCCCAAGACAGAACCCUGUGGCACCCCACUAGUCACUCUUCUCCAGGAUGAAGAGGAACCAUUGAUGAGACCCUUUGGGUUCGGUCAGUCAGCCAGUUACAAAUCCACUGAGUGGUAGCAUAGUCAAGACCGCAUUUUACCAGCUUCUUUACAAGAAUAUCAUGGGGCACCUUGUCAAAUGCCUUGCUGAAAUCAAGGUAGGCUACAUCCACUGCAUUCCCUUCAUCUACCAGGCUUGUAAUUCUGUCAAAAAAUUACAAGUUAGGAAGGGUUAGGGUUAGGAAGCUGCACUUUAUAAUGGACGUAUCACCAGCAUCUACCCAGAUGGGUGAGAGAUGUAUGCCAAAAGGCUGAUAGUCUGUAAGUGAGAUAUAUAACCCAACCGAUCCAGCACAGAUCUGUUUUUAACCAGGUGGUCAAGGCCAACUCAAGGGGUACCACCCGUUGAGGCCCUUCCAACACUCACAUCCCCCCGCCCCAUUGAAGGCACUGCAGCUUCAUGGCUGGCAACCAACACCUUCCUGUCAUUGAACAUGGAUGGGUCAGAGGGCCAAGGACCAGCCAAGUAGCUUCAGGGCAUUUGGACCAAAGCAGUUGCCUGACAAUGCUCUGAGUGUUGCCUUGGGCUGUAGCUGUAAUCCUGUGCUCACUUCCCCACUGAAAUAAAUGGAGCUUAGCCAGCCAAACUGUGCAGGUGUUGCAGCCAAUGCAGUGAGGUCAGAAAGAGUGGAAAAGUUUCCCUGGAAGGUGACCUUUCGUCCCUUUGCCGAUUUCCCCCUACUACAUUGUGCUGGGGUACACAUUUGGUUCAAGUGUGGCAAUGCCCCACAGCCCUAUUGGCAAUAUUCCAUCAGAACUGGCUGUGCUCCCAAUAACAUGCACCGCUGCUCCAGAAUCUUCUGUCAUUCACAGGAGUUCCUCCUUAGCAGACAUUUCAAUGUUGAAAGGGUUGCCUGAAGGAGGAAAGCUAUUGUUUUAAUGUACUCUUUGUCUCAUGCUUUCUUUAGGCACAUCUGGAAAAGGAUGUCACAGGAUCAACAGAAAUACAGAACCCAGUAGAUCGUUGGACACGUCUCCAGCUGUGGUUCAGCAGCAGACGGCUUGCUGAUGUGUCUCUAAAGUAAAAUAUAUUACCAUCAUAGAGUUGGAAGGGGACUCAUUGUUUGAUGCGGGAAAUCCAGAGCUAGACCAUCCCCAACAGAUGGCCUCUGUUUGAAGACCUCCAGUGAUGGAGAGCCCAUCACCCCUCCAGGGAAUUGGUUUAUAUUGCCAAACUGCUCUUGCCAUCAAGAAGUGUCCCCUGGUUGGCCACCAUGGGACCUCCCAACUCUUUGUUCUAAUAUAUUAAAUUCCUUCUCUGCCCCAACUGUGUCAAGCAAAUCCCAAUGCUUGUUCUUCCCCCAUGUUGUUGAUAUCAAUUUUUGCCCAGUCCAAUGGCCAUCUCUCACAAGAUUCAGACAUUCACUUUUAAAAUGGUACAUUUGGGCUGAAGGAGGUUGAUUAGAGCUCAUCAGGGUUUGCCUGGAAUGAAAAUAAUGUUGUGCUCUUUAAAAAUCUUUUUGUGCUGUGUCAGGAUGAAUGCUCACACUCCCAAAGUGUUUAAUAAAUUUAAUAAGUUUAAUAAGUUUAAUAAAUGAGAAAAAAUUGAAUGGC
Messenger RNA from Podarcis lilfordi (Lilford's wall lizard), 18786 nucleotides. The record is from the annotation of a GenBank genome assembly. Lineage: Eukaryota; Metazoa; Chordata; Lepidosauria; Squamata; Lacertidae.